GGCGUAUAGGACAGCGUCAAGCAUUCAGGGCCCAUCUCAAUGUAACGCUGGGAACUUCCAACAAUGAAUCUUCGGAAGCCGAAGGUAUUAAAAAUCAGUUUAGUGCGUAUGAUCCAAAAACAUUCCAUUAUAACUCUUCAAUGGCUUUGGUUAAAGAUUCUGAGGAUGAAUUUUUGAAAAUUAGAGUGCUCUGCUGGGUCAUGACGUCCCCGAAAACCUUGUUAUCAAAAGCGCAACAUGUCAAGAAUACGUGGGCAUGGCGUUGUGAUAAAACACUUUUCAUGAGCUCUGUGGAGAAUCGGACGUUUCCGUCGAUAGGCUUAAAUGUCAGUGAAGGCAGAAAUGCGUUAUGGGCCAAAACGAAGGCAGCGUUCACAUACAUAUAUGAGCAUCAUUUUGACGAAGCCGACUGGUUUGUUAAAGCGGAUGAUGAUACCUUUUUGAUUGUUGAAAACCUAAAAUAUAUGCUUGCAUCUUAUAAACCCUCCGAUCCAAUCUUUUUUGGCCACAACUUCAAACAUUUUACACCCCAGGGGUAUAUGAGUGGAGGUGCUGGUUAUGUGUUAAGCAAAGAGGCAGUAGACCGUUUCAUCAACAGGGCUUUACCAGAUCCCAAGAAAUGUAAGCAAGCGGGAAGCGGUGCCGAGGAUGUUGAAAUGGGGAAGUGCUUGCAUAACGUUAAUGUGGUAGCAGGAGAUUCGAGGGACUCUUUACACAGACAUCGCUUCAUGCCAUUUGGACUCGGAAGCUUCCUGCUCAAAGGGAGUCUACCCAAGAAAUUUUGGUAUUGGUCCUACCAAAAAUACCCAUUGCAUGAGGUAAGCAAGCCUCAUAUAUUUCUUUAGUGGGGGUUUUUUCUAUGUGAGAGUCAUAGGUUCAUGGAGCACUAAACUUUUAUGGGUAUUUGGGAGGUAAAUGUGUUUGGAGCUAAAGCAUUUUAGCAUUAAAUGUAUUAUAUUAUCUUUAUAUUAAAAUGAUAAAUAUGAUUUAUAUAGCGGACAUAUUCACUUUAAAAAAUGCUCAUGGUGCUUGAGACAAUAACUUUUACCAGAAAACAAUCUCAAAACCUAAAAAGUCAUGAACAAUAAGAUAAAUGUGACCGGUAGCACAGUUACGCUGAUGAAGUCUUGAGGAAAAGACAUAUUACUGUAUUCGUUUCUUGAAUAAAAUCUUUUGUGUUCUACUGUC
Molecule: messenger RNA, 1188 nt
Organism: Anneissia japonica
Lineage: Eukaryota; Metazoa; Echinodermata; Crinoidea; Comatulida; Comatulidae
Product: glycoprotein-N-acetylgalactosamine 3-beta-galactosyltransferase 1-like
Exons: 2
Coding region: 141-845 (234 amino acids)
Cellular component (GO): membrane
Molecular function (GO): N-acetylgalactosaminide beta-1,3-galactosyltransferase activity
Source: RefSeq, a predicted model, not a curated record